This is a messenger RNA of Macrobrachium nipponense, 8386 nucleotides long. RefSeq names its product ubiquitin thioesterase otubain-like. Gene Ontology annotation, biological process: protein K48-linked deubiquitination. Gene Ontology annotation, molecular function: cysteine-type deubiquitinase activity; ubiquitin binding. The record is from RefSeq and is a predicted model, not a curated record. Bases 103 to 906 code for a protein of 267 amino acids. Gene Ontology annotation, cellular component: nucleus. Lineage: Eukaryota; Metazoa; Arthropoda; Malacostraca; Decapoda; Palaemonidae. The transcript is spliced from 7 exons.
AAUGUAAUAAAGAAAGACAGAUAAAAGAGAUUCGGACACCAUGGUAUCCAAUGUAAGGUAAACAAAACUAGUGUCUGCAGCAGCACCUCUUGACGCUUCGUAAUGGAUAAUAACCAGAGUCCUGAGUCGGAGACAAAACCCUGUGAAUAUGACCCUAAUGUUAAUCAAGAUGAACUCAUCAUGGCACAAGAAAAACAGAUAGCAGAGGAGAUAAAAGCCAAUAUUGCCAUGGUUGGAGCUCUAGAAGGCUUAUCUUCUCUUGAAAAAGAAUAUUCUAAUGAUCCAGUAUAUUCCAGUAAGGUAGUAACACUGCUGCCAAAAUUCUCAAAUGUCCGCCGAACACGACCAGAUGGGAACUGUUUCCUCCGAGGUUUUAUUUUUGCAUAUUUAGAAUAUUGCAUUUAUCACAGAGAUGAAUUGGAAAGAUUCAAGAAAUACCUUGAAGGAAGCAAGGACGAACUUUUCAAAAUGGGCUUUCCAGAAUUCACAACAGAAGAUUUUCAUGAUAUGUUCAUGCAAGUUGUUAAUGACUUAGAGGGGAGUGGCAGUGUUGGGAGAGUUGAGGCCAUUAUCAAUGAUGCUGGCACAUCAGAUUAUCUUGUGGUUUACCUCCGCCUUCUAAUCUCUGCUCAUUUGCAGAAGAAUGCAGAGUUCUUUAGUUUUUUUAUUGAAGGUGGUAGAACUGUAGAAGAAUUUUGUAAACAGGAGGUGGAACCAAUGUACAGGGAGUGUGAUCACCUUCAUAUAGUUGCUCUUACUGCUGCCCUAGGUGUGGGUGUCCGAGUCAUGUACCUAGAUAGAGGAGAGGGUGCAGCUGUUGCAACACAUGAUUUCCCUGAAGACAAAGAGCCAAUCAUUCACCUUUUAUAUAGACCUGGGCAUUAUGAUAUAUUGUAUAAGGCAUAAUACUUUUGUGACUUAGAUUCUUUUCUCUUUUUAUAUAAGUAGGUUAAACAUUAUAGUAUUUCACUCUCUUGGCUUUUGAGUAUCACUUGUUCUUGAGAAUCCACAGUUAUUUUUUUGGAAUCUGCAAUUGAAUUUCCAUUUUUUUUCUAGUUUUAUUUGAAUCUUGAUUCUCCCAAUAAAAAAAUGUGCUUAGGUCUUCAACAAUCAAGUAUUUCCCCUAAUAUAUGAGUUUUUUUUAUGAAACAAAGGUUAAAAGAAAUUAUAGAAAUACUUAGUACUCUCUGGCAACAAUGGGAAUAUAGAAAUAAAAAUGUAGAGAGGGUUAAAAAUGCCUUUUUAUAAAGCUACAGUUACAAGCAUUUAGCUGAUAUUGUUUUUUGUUAUGCAGGUUGUGAAUUUCUAAAAGAACCUUGGUCAUGCAAAACGAUGUUUUAAAAUAGUGCUUUUACAGUGUGGUGUGUUUGAUGCUAUGUAUCUGUCCUUGAUAUGAGGUAAGUAAAGUUAAUUUAUGUUGAUUAGACCAAGAUAGGCAUGGCUAGGCUAUUGCAAGAAGUGCAUUGAUGAACUACUUGGAUCAUAUGGAUUAGAGUUCCACAUUUAGGAACGGAGACUGUGUGUAUGAUCAGUAAGAUAAAAAAUUUACGUACAAUUAAUAAGUUACUUAGAGUAUUACCCACUAAUACCUUUAGUAUAUACAUGGAACAUUUUUAAAUGUCUAAAAAGGCAGUGGUUGGUCAAGAGUUCCAAGUUAAAAAUGGAAACUGUGCAAGAACAGUAAGCAAUGAAUUUUACAAUCGAUUAGUUGUUUUGAGAUCUGCCCUUAAUACCUUUGUAUAACAAAGAAGUUGAAACUUUUUGACCGAGUUGAAGAAUAUUUUAGUGGAAAUUAAGAGCCAGGACAGUUGUUAUGCAGAGGAGCUCUACAUAAUUCAGAAGGAACUGCUCAGGGUAGAAGCAUAUGGUUUUAUCUAAAGAGUACAUGGAGCUUCUUGAAGGCAGACCAAACCAGGCCACUGAGAUGAGCCUCCUGGGAUAUACUGGUACUUUUUGCUUCUGUAGCUAAAAUAGUGAUGGAUUUAUGUUGUUUCAUUUUCAAAAAUUUCAAGCCUUAGUAGACUGUAGGAGUAAGAAAUGAUGAGAUUAGAUGAAAUCGGUUCUAAAAAAAAAAAAAAAAAAAAAACUUUUCAUUAGCCCAUUUAGAAUUUCUCCACAGAUUGUAUGAAUUUAGGGCAUCAAAUUUCCUACCAUCAGGAUGCUUCAAUCUUGGAGAUGCGCCCCACUUCUGGCCAGCAAAAUGUUAAAAAAAAAAACAUGCUAACAUGAGAUGAUGGCUUUGAUUUGAUUGGUGUGCACUGGAAAGCCAUGACCAGUAGAGCAUAGUGUUUACAGUGUCAUAGUUUUAUUAUUUAUUAAAAAAUACUGUACAGUACUAUUAUGUUUUUUCAACAGAUUACAAAGUAACACAAGAAAUGAGCUGUCCAGUCAUGUCGUUUCAGAAAUUUCUUAACUAACAGCAUCUCAGUUCGUGUAAUGAUGGGGCUACAACUGUUGAGGUACAUUUGAUUGUACUAGACUUACACAACUGUUUUUUUAAUCUCGGAUAAAGGAAAUCUAAAUACUGCAGUAGGAAAUACAGGUACUCCUCAUUUAACGACAUACUCGUUUUACGACAACUUGGAGUUACGACAACAACAUGAAGAGAGAGAAAAAAACCAUAAAAUGAAAAUAAAAACAUUGCUAAUGGUGGCCAAGAGAAAGGCUAUUCAGUGCCAAUAAUCUAGCCUAGCCUAGGUUUUGAAAACUUUGAAAUCUUUGGCUAAAACAAUAAGUAAGGUUUUAAAGGUUUUAAUAUACAGUGGUCCCCGUAUUCCCGAGGGAUACAUACCUCCCCCCCCCCCCCAUGAAUAGUUAGAUCCCUUGAACAGUUGGAACCCCUAUAAAGAUUUUUAAAACCUCCUAUUUUGUUAGUUAAAACUCAAGAAAAACCCACUACAAAUUUUUAUACUAUAUGGUUUUUUAACAGUUAUAUUACAAAAAAAUGCAUUUUAUGAUGACAUUGAUAAAAAAAACCCAGGAAUUUGUGGAUAUUUCUCAUAGAAAAUUACUGCGAAUAGGGAAAUUUUCCGUGAAUAAUGCGGGGAAAUGUUCCCGAGAGAAAUCUGCGAAUGUGUGAGUCUGCAAAUCCGGAGAAUGGGAAUACAGGGAGUCCACUGUACUUUGUAAAGAAAAGCUGUACAGUUGAACCUCUUAAAGUCUGCAUUCUACGGUCUGGGAAAACUCUGGUUGGCUUGAUUCAGUUGCCAUUAGUUUGUUGUGCAACUGAACAGGUGGCACCACGUUUGUUUACAACUUCAAGACAGCAAAAAUUACGCCAGAUCUCCUUGUUUUAGUGAGAAUAAUUCUCAGUAAUGAAAAGAAAAUGUGUGAAUUCUUCGUAGUGAAAAGAAAAUGUGUGAAGUCACAUAUGUUUUUUAUAUGAACUUGAAAAUAAAUAUAUUUUUUAAAAUAUUCCACUUCAGAAGUCUACCAAGUCAAUCUAUUAAUCAAAACAAUGAAACAAUUGGCAUGCAUGAACUCCUUACUCUUAGUAUGCUUGAAAGGCUUAAAUGUAAUACAGUUUGAUAAUUUUUUAUACAACUGUGUAUUUACAUACGUAUUAAAUAUGUAACCCAUGAGACCAGAUGAUACUAGAGGUAAGAAGUGCAAACAUAAAUCUUUAUCAAUGUUAGAAAAUGCUUAUCCCAUUAGCGACAUUAGCGAAUAGUUUAGUGUUUACUUUCCUCAUUAGGUGGCAUUGUGCUUUGUUUACCUUUUUACGGCGAUAUUCAAAUGCCCUAUGAUCGCUGAAAUUCAUUCAUUAUUUCUUUCAUCUCACUACCCAGUACAAUAAAAAUAAAUGACGAAUAAACUAAUAGCAAUAAUUAUGAAAUUCCAAAUUUAGAAUAUGAAAGUCACUGCUAAAUGAUGUGCAGAUUCUGAGAAAAAUUUAGUAUUGGAUUGACUGACUUGUAGGCUAAAUGUGUUAAAUAAAGUACACUAUUUUAAAGAAAAUUAUACAUUAUAUGAAGUUAUGAAAUGAAGUUAAAAUGUAAUAAAGCAUUGUCAGAACUUUGCCAAGUAGUAGGCUAUGUCAGAAACUAGUUCUGUGUAUAAUAUAUGACUGAAACUUAAUGCUAUUAGUCAAAAUAAAGGGAAUAACGUGUUUAACGACGUGGUCGCUGGAACGGAACCCAGUCUUUAAACGAGGAGUAUCUGUAUUAGAAAUAUUAAAUAAAGUUUUACUGCAAGGUUACACUUUAACAAAUAUAGUGCAAAUAUGACACUGUAAAUAGAAAAAAAUAAAAAUCAAAUAAAGACUAAAAUCCUGACAAUAUAAAUUCUGUAAAAAAAGUAAUUGAAAUUUUAAUCUUCAAAACCUAAAAAUAUUUCAUGCAUUGUUUCCUCCAGCUUGCGCUAGAAGAUUAUCCUAUUGUUAAGACUGAAGGUUUGUUAGCUAUGAAAAAUACAAAUUUAUUAAAAAAUUUGUCAUAUUUCUGAAGAAACUAUCCUAGAAUAGCAAUUAGUGCCAUAUAUAUUUCCGCUUUUAAGACAACCUUUAAAUCCUAAAAUUCACCCUUAAAAUCUGGGGUCAUCUUACACUGCAAUUCUAAAAAUCAAACCUUGAAUUCUAAGUUGUGUAAUGGUAGGCUAGCCUCAGUCUUGGUGCAAUAACCACCAACAUACAUGAAGAUUCACAUUAUGAAAUAAACUGAUAAUAAAGGUAUUAAAACCAUUAUUACCUUAUAUGUUAUUGGCAUAUCUUCAUAUCAAAUAACCUACUUGACAAAUAAUUCUCUAUCAAGAAACCAACUUUUAUCUAUGAGAUCCCAGCUGAGAAAAUGUAAACAUUGAGUUACGGUUGCACUCACAACCUUUAUGUUUCGGUAACCUAACAGAGAUUUCAAUGAUAGUGUUAUUACGGUAGUAAUAAUAUUGAGGAUAACAUCAUAUUCAUUAUUCAUUAAAAGUUCCUCAACAUAUAAAAAAAAUUCAUCACAUAUGCCACCACCAUUGGGAUUCCAGUCGGAUUCUGGUGAGUCAACUUUGUCUCCAUUAUCACUAUCAUACAAAUCAUCUUCGGUACCAUUCAUGGCAUUUUUUAAAUGAUUUCAUGACACUUUCUGCUUUCACGUUCCCCCAUGCUUUUGUAACAAAAUCGCAGCAAACAUCAAGAGAGGCAGCACACAAAGCUGUUUGUAACUGUACAACAAUUCAGUCACAUGAACGAUAAUUAUCGUACAUUAUUGUAUUGUUAUUAGCAGUUGUUUGUGAAUGGCAAUGAAACUUAAACAAAACCUUGGGUUCCCCUUCAGGCAACGUAUGUAUGAAAAACAUGAUAUAGAAUUGGCUUUGUUAAACCCAGCUUUUAUAAUUUAUGAAAAGAAAGUAUCCGAAUUGAGUUCCAUUCAGCAACUAAAGACUGAUAAUGGCGGUAAAACGAGAUAAGCUGAUUAUUUUAAGACUAAACAAAACCAGAAUGAAAAGACUAAACAAAACCAGAAUGCAAAUGGCGCAUCAUCGCUCUGUUCAUAUAUAUUGUAUUACAAUAAUACAUGCAAUAUGAUUAGAUACAGUAAAACAAGUGUCAUUAAAAUUAUCAUUAUUCUCAAUACAACUAUUAUUCAACUUUUGAAAUUAAUAUAUACGUGUAACAACCUAACCAAGGCAAUAGUCUCUCUGUCUUUCCAUUUCAUCAACUGUAUACUAAUGAUACUCCACUCUCCACUAAAAAAAAAUCCGGUGGUUAUAAUUCUGGAUGAAGCAAUUGUAAACCUGUACUGACAUAAACAACCGAAUUGAGAAAUAGCUGAUUGCUGACAUCAUUGACCGUAACUAACAAGCGUUUAGUAAGAUCUCCGUUAAAAUUGUCAAGUUUUAAACCUUGCCAAUUUUCAAUGGCAGCUUACAUAAGUAAAAAUAAAAUACAUCUUUGUCCAUCCCUCAUGCAACGGAGAUCUCAAGAAAGAAUAGUGAAUUAAAGCUGCAGGUUAUAGCCAAGGCUGAAUAAAACGAAUAACGGCAAGGCGAAAGUGAUGUCCAGAACUGGAGAAAUCACACCUAAUGCUUAUACAAUGAAGUAAUACUGUAUGUGCACAUUUUCAACCAAACUCCAUUGAUUUACAAGAAAAGACAUCUCUGAAUUAUAUUUCUUCUAACAAUUAAUGGCAAUAAAGAUAUCAAUAACACUCGAUCAGCUGAUAUUUUGAGAAUGUAAACUAUAUCAAAUGCAAGUGGUGUACAUGACUAUUAUUAUAUUCUGUAAUAAUAGUAACUAUAAUAAAAGUAGUAGUAAUACUGUAAUGGGAUACAGCAAGUAAACCAACCUUUAUUUGUCGUCAUUAUUAUAAAUAUAAUUGUAUUGUUUAACUUUCGCAAGUAUGUAGUAUGUACUGGUAACCACUUUUCUCCCAAAAAAAUUUCGCCUUUGUAAUUUAGAUGUCGUCUUAUAGUACAGAUAUGAGAUAGAUUCAUGAAAAUUUGCCAUAUCUUUUUGCCUGGUCUUAUCUAAAGGUUGUCUUAUACAGGGAAAUAUACGGUAUACAGUGGAACCCCCGCCCCCGCAAAUAGCGAGAAUCUGCGAACACUUGGAACCCCUAUAAAAACGCGCUAAAACUGCCUAUAUUUUGUUCAUUCAAACUCGAGAAAAACCCACUAAAACUGCUUAUACUUGGUUUUUUAAUAGUUUUAUCACAAAAAGUGCAUUUAAUCAUGAAAUUGAUAUAAUAAUUCUUAUAGAAAAAUACGGCAAAUACGUUAAUUUAUCAUGAGUAAUGGGUGUAAGUAUAAGGUCCAUAGAGAAGUCCGCGAAUUGCGGGGGUUGACUGGAUUACAAAACUUCCAGUUUGAUUGUAGUAUUCUUGCCAAAUUACAAUUUACCAGUAAGCCCUUAUAGCAUGUUGCAGUUGUACUUUGUCAAUUAGUAAUGUUUCCUUAAAUUCAGGGAUAUUGGAGAAAGGGAAAAUACUGGUAAUAUUGAUGUACAAUAAUUAGGUUACUGCUCAGCUGUUAACUAGUUUACUACUGUAAUCUGGCAACAUAAGGAAUCUUUGUGACUGUUUAUACCUAUUUUGUUUUUAUGAUACUUAUAUUUAUUUACUAUUUUAACUAAGAAUGAUUUUUGCACUUCAUUGAGAGGUCAUGUACAAAAGUUUUGAUUACUGUCAAGCAAAGAUAACCUUCCCUUGGGGUUAAAAUGAAGGAAAACGUAACCUUGACAUACGCUUGACAUAUGGGCAAAUUUCCUUGUUUUAUUAUAAGAAAAAGUGGUUGACAUUGGGAAAUGUGGUAAUUGCUGUUAUUUCUCAGUGAUGAGAUCUCUAUGCAUGCACUCAUUAGGCCAUGACAGACUUUAAUCAAUAACAGAACAACAACAUAUUUACAAAGUAGAGUUUAAGAUCACUGGUUUGUUCAUUUGUCUUUUUCAGACUUGGUUGUAAAUUUUCACUGUGAUUAAAAGGCAUUGACAAGACCCAUUACAUUAAUGCAGAAAUUAAGGAAAACCUUAGAAGUGGAACUUCUAUUUUUUUUCUAAAGAUUCCUAGGAGUGUAUUAAAAAAUAAAAAGACAAAUUAUGAAAUGACCCAUUUUAGUGAAUUUUAAAGUGAUGUUCAGACAAGCAGGUGGCAUUAAGUUAGGACCCAAGCACAAGAUAUGAUCAGUUUCGUCACUUAUGAAAAACUUUUCUUAUUUAAAACAGUUGUUUUAUACCUUACCUCUCAAAGCCAACAAUCACAUGUAGAGAUAGCUUACUUUUCAUAAUUAAAAUUGACACCAGUACUUUUUCAGACCUAUUAUAAUUUUUCUCAGCACUGCUAGUAGUCUCAUGUUUAUGUCUCUUCACCGGCUUUUUUUCUUACAUUACCUCAUUCACAUAAUGUAUUACAGUAUUAUGAUUGUCACUAAACUUAUCUCACUGAUUGUUGAUUGUAUCUUAUUUUAUGUUCCUUCCAUUGUUACAUUACUAUAAUAGGUCUGUUAAUUAGCUACAGUUAAUGUUAAUAUAAGAUUUUUGCAGUUCUGUAUAUUAGCUUUAGCUGGAUAUAUAGAAUUCAUACCAGUAUUUAUACAUACAUAUAGACAGGAGUAUUUUUAACCUGUUGUUUUUAUUUUGGUCAAGGUAGGCAUUUUAAGUCUUAGAAAUGAAAGUUGGAUGGAUUGCAUUCAUCUCAAGCUUUAUGAGAAAUUAGUAACUUAUUUUGAUUUGUCUGUUUGAAUGUCUGUAGAACUUGAUUAUCAGAGCUGUGAUAAAACACUGUAAUAUGAGAGAUACAGUUUUUAAUUAUUUAGUUAAACUUUGUAUAGAUUUCUUAUGGAAGUACAACUUAACUUUCUUAUACAUUGUGGUAUCUAAGUGUUUAGCAGAUAAAUUAGAAAUUUAAAUGUAUAUUGUUUGCAUAAUACAGUAUCUCAUGGAACACAUUUAAAUAAAAUCAAAAUUUGG